CCCCUUUAAAAUGUUCUUUGCUGCCUCAUAGGAUAUGACAUCAACAUGACAGUGAGAGCUGGCUGACAUCCCUUCAAAUGAGAGAACGUUUCCCUUGGUAACCCCAACGCCAUCUAGAGACAGAAAUCUCUUCAUUAUUUCUUCCCCUGGAGCGUCCCCUGUGAGCCUUCAAAACUGUUUCUCCAAAGAGUUUUGCAAAAAUUAAGACUGUUUUCAAAAGCAGAAGCACCGCAGUCCACAACUGAAGUGAUGGGCAGCGUGCGCACCAACCGUUACAGCGUUGUAUCUUCAGAAGAGGACGGAAUGAAGUUGGCUACCAUGACAGUUGCCAACGGGUAUGGCAACGGUAAGAGCAAAAUACAUACCCGGCAACAAUGCCGGAGCCGAUUUGUCAAGAAGGACGGCCACUGCAACGUUCAGUUCAUCAACGUCAGUGAGAAGGGACAGCGUUACUUAUCUGAUAUCUUCACCACCUGCGUGGACAUUCGUUGGCGAUGGAUGCUGGUCAUCUUUUGCCUAGCCUUCAUCCUGUCUUGGCUUUUCUUCGGCUGUGUCUUCUGGUUGAUCGCUUUACUCCACAACGAUUUGGGAGCCGGAGAUAAUCACAAAUCUUGUGUCACCGAGGUCAGAAGCUUCACGGCCGCUUUCCUGUUCUCCAUCGAAACGCAGACAACCAUCGGCUACGGAUUCCGAUGCGUCACGGACGAGUGCCCAGUGGCGGUGUUCAUGGUGGUGUUCCAGUCUAUCGUAGGUUGCAUAAUCGACGCCUUCAUCAUAGGCGCCGUUAUGGCUAAGAUGGCCAAGCCGAAAAAGAGAAAUGAGACCUUGGUUUUCAGCGACACUGCGGUCAUAGCCAUGAGAGAUGGAAAGCUGUGCUUGAUGUGGAGAGUGGGCAACCUCCGCAAGAGCCAUCUCGUUGAAGCUCACGUACGGGCUCAGCUGCUCAAGUCCCGCAUCACAUCCGAAGGGGAGUACAUCCCGCUGGAUCAAAUAGAUAUUAACGUUGGCUUCGACAGUGGUAUAGACAGAAUAUUCUUAGUCUCCCCCAUUACAAUAGUUCACGAAAUGGACGAAGACAGUCCACUGUACGAUUUGAGCAAACAGGACCUGGAAAAUUCUGACUUUGAGAUUGUGGUCAUUCUGGAAGGUAUGGUGGAGGCCACAGCCAUGACCACGCAAUGUCGGAGCUCCUACCUUGCUAAUGAGAUAUACUGGGGUCAUCGAUACGAGCCCGUUCUCUUUGAAGAAAAGAGUUACUACAAAGUAGACUACUCCCGGUUCCACAAAACAUACGAAGUGCCCAACACGCCGGUAUGCAGCGCUAGGGACUUCGCGGAAAAGAAAUACAUCCUUUCUAAUGCAAAUACUUUCUGCUACGAGAACGAAGUGUCGCUCACGAGCAGAGAGGAGGAAGGCAGCGACAACGGUCUGCCAGAUAGCAUGAGCACGGACAUGCAUCCUGAAAUGGACAAUCACAAUCAAGUUUCCCUCGAUCCUAGACCUCUAAGGCGAGAAUCUGAGAUAUGACUGAAAAACUUGUACCUACAGCUGGUCAAAAUAGCUGGUCGGCAGCACCCGUUGCUAAGCAGGGGCCCAAUGCAGUUUUCAGAGGUCGGUACCGUUGGACAGAGGUGAAACGGAUCCAGCUCACGGAGCUGACGGGAAGCUUGGCA
This is a messenger RNA of Nanorana parkeri, 1673 nucleotides long. It is a transcript of the gene KCNJ2, whose product is annotated as potassium voltage-gated channel subfamily J member 2. The record is from RefSeq and is a predicted model, not a curated record. Gene Ontology annotation, biological process: regulation of monoatomic ion transmembrane transport; potassium ion import across plasma membrane. The transcript has 2 exons. Lineage: Eukaryota; Metazoa; Chordata; Amphibia; Anura; Dicroglossidae. Gene Ontology annotation, cellular component: plasma membrane. The coding region runs from base 250 to 1527 and encodes 425 amino acids. Gene Ontology annotation, molecular function: inward rectifier potassium channel activity.